AGCCUGAAGGAGUGGCAAGUGAAUUCAUUGCAUCUGUGACUUCUAAAGGCUAGAAUUAUCUCGAAUGAAAUUGUCUCUAAAGUGCAAUUUAAGUAUAUUCUGCAAGAGAUACCUCUUACAGCCCACAGCAGGUCUUCUAGGGACCACCUGUCUCUUGUGGCUGUUGCUGUAGCAACAAACUAAUGGAGCACAGAUGACCUUCAGUUGAUAAAUGAAAAAGGAAUGAUAGAAGAUCACCGUUUUGUAAACUCUUGAGGGAUAAACACUUCCUAAGCAUUGAGCAUCCAUGGAUGCUGACAUCACAAAAGAGAGUACUUCUGAGGUCUUAACGAGGGGUCGAGUUUGAGUCUGAUAUCCUAUUGCAGCAAGUGGCCCUCGAAGACACAUGAACAAGCUAAACUGUACCACGAGAAUGCAGUCCUUGCAGACGAAGACACAUGAACAAGCUAAACUGUACCACGAGAAUGCAGUCCUUGCAGAAGCCACGCUGUGGGGAGCUGUGUUCACAUAGUCCUUGUUCUUCAGAGGGAAUGGGCUGUUUCUGGGGAGCUGAAAGGAAAUUCUGGAUCUUGAAAGGUGUCUAUUCAACUCAAGUGGGCUUUGCAGGAGGUUAUACCCCCAAUCCUACUUAUAAAGAAGUCUGCUCAGGAAAAACUGGACAUGCAGAAGUCGUCAGGGUUGUGUACCAGCCAGAGCGCAUCAGCUUUGAGGAACUGCUCAAGGUCUUCUGGGAGAAUCACGACCCGACCCAAGGCAUGCGUCAGGGCAAUGACCAUGGCACCCAGUACCGCUCGGCCAUCUACCCGACGUGCACUGCGCAGAUGCAGGUGGCCCUGCAGUCCAAGGAGGACUAUCAGAAGGGACUGUCGGAGCACGGCUUCGGUGGGAUCACUACCGACAUCCGGGAGGGACAGACUUUCUACUACGCGGAAGACUACCACCAGCAGUACCUGAGCAAGAACCCGGAUGGCUACUGUGGCCUCGGGGGCACGGGGGUUUCCUGUCCCCUGGGUAUUAAGAAGUAACUUCUCCUGGCACGGUAACCUCUGCAGGUUCCAGUAAAAACGCUCCCCCUAAAUGGGCUGAUGCUUCUGUGAUUCACAUCUAUGGCUCUUUCAAGUGCAUUGAUAACAAAUCGGGGUUUAUUGAGGUUUAAUUUUCAGGAAGUGCAUUGGCAAGUUGAUAAAAAGUAUGUUGUCAUCAGAUAUGUUAGGGUGGGAAUAAUACUGUGAAAUUUUCUGAGUCACUUGGGUUCUAAACAGAUUGAAAGAGUACGGUGUAUUCCCCCCUGGGACCCUGGGGACUGCCAUGGGAGACGGCUGGCCAGGGAUGGGAGACUCGGGACCCUCCUCUGCAUCCUGUCCACUUAAGUGUCACCUGCCCUUCAGUGCCUUACAACACGCACAGGUGCAGCCUGGACGAAUCACUGCUCCGUGGAGCCUGGAUGUGUGGAAGGGGCUUUCUCUCAGUGUUCUGUGGAGGGAGAAGUGCAUUCGCUUGAGGAAUUGAACUCUUUGCUUAUAGCUAUGGGAAAUGCUUGUCCUAAUAAAAAUCUACAGUUCAGUGCUGCAAACUA
This is a messenger RNA of Fukomys damarensis (Damara mole-rat), 1576 nucleotides long. RefSeq names its product methionine sulfoxide reductase A (gene Msra). The transcript has 6 exons. Gene Ontology annotation, cellular component: cytoplasm. Gene Ontology annotation, molecular function: peptide-methionine (S)-S-oxide reductase activity. The record is from RefSeq and is a predicted model, not a curated record. The coding region runs from base 438 to 1025 and encodes 195 amino acids. Gene Ontology annotation, biological process: cellular response to oxidative stress. NCBI's taxonomy places the organism in Eukaryota, Metazoa, Chordata, Mammalia, Rodentia, Bathyergidae.